GCUGAGCUGUGGCAGGCACGGCCCUCUGUGGGUGCUGGGCUGCUGCUGGAUAUGGUUCCACCAGCCCAGAAGUUUCUGCCCUUGGGCUGGGCUCUCUCUGCUGCAGCAGCUCCAGCCAGGAGGGUGUGAACGCUCCUGCUCUCCUCGGAGCUUCCACAAGUGAUCUCCAUCGCAGCCGGGCUCAGCCCCUCAACUGCUGCCCAUGCAGGGGUCCGUGCAUCUUCCCGGGUCCUGUGCCCUGUGCCAGGUCCAUCCCAGCCUCCAGCCCUGCCUUCUCUUGCUGCUCCCAGAGACCCCAGUGCUGCCAGCUGGGGCCAGGCCAGGGAGCUGCUGGCAGCUGGCCGUGCCCACUGUGCCCAACCACACUUGCUGGCCGAGCUGCAGUCCGAGGGCUCCGGGGUCAGGCAGAGCUUUGCCUCCCGCAUCCUGGGCCCUGGGCCAGGCUGCCAGCAGGGCCUGGACACAGUGGGCAGUAGCACGUGCCUGCAGCCGUGACCCUCCUGUCCCUCUCUGCCUGUGGAGAGAGUCCCCUGCUCCUGCCCUGGCAAUGCCAUGGCCAUGGAGAUGGUGCCCUACUUAGGUUUGGGCCCCAUUCAGAGUCCUCUGGUCACAAGAACAUCAACCAGAGGGUUGGCUAGGCCACCAGGUUUGGCUGGGAUGAAAGCUCCAGCCCCCCACAGGGCUAUGGCUGGGCUGUGCUGUGCUGGAGUCCAGCCUCCUCCACUCCUGCCUCCACCGCCUGCUCGGUGCUGUUGUGGCCCGUGAGCUGGUGGGGCUGCUCUGCCAUCAUGGAGGGUGUGGGGUCUGUCAGGGCUGGGGGACAGACCCUCAGAUCCUGGGGUUGGUCUGGGGUGGGAGAUGGAGCCUGUGAAGCAGCAGCUCUGUGGGGCUGCCGAGCCUGGGCCGGCCCUGCCGGUGAGUUCAGGGACCUCAUGCCAUGGUGUGGGGACAGGGAGCUGCGCCCUUGUCCAUGAGGAACCACUGACGAAGUCCCUGGGGCAGGGCUGGUACCGAGCCGGUCGUAGCUGGGGUGGUCGGGACAGGGGCUGCUGGGGCUGGCGCCCGUCAGGCUGAGGGUUUGCUGGGCUCAGGGCUCCCCAGGACGGAGCAGAGCGGCAGCGGGGCUGGAGACCUGCCAGGGAACCGUCUCGGGGGAGUGGGGAGAGGGAGCAGGAGCCGCCAGGGCCGGGGGAGCAGCUGGCGGGGCAGCACUGGGCCAGCUGAGUUGCGUCGAAGGGGUCAGGGGUGUAGGAUGGAGCAGGAGCUGCCAGAGACCCAGCCGGGCAGCACCCCACCAGGGACACUGAUCUAGAAACAGGGCCAGGAGCUGUGCCAGCAGCCAGCUGUGGCAAGGGCCGGGGCAGCGGGGAGCACGUUCUGCCCAUCCCGGCUGGUGGGGGUUGCAGAUAGAGGGUUGGUCUCCAGGGAGGGGAUCACAGUCGGCAGAGCCUGCCCGAUGUCCAGGGAAAGAUUUGGGGGUGCUGUGGGAAAUCAGCAACUGGUGGAGAUCAGCAACUGGGCGGGCUCUGCUCUGCUCUGAGAGCACCGUGGAGCCCGGGUGAUGGGUCUGCCCCGUGUCCGGGUCACCGGGAGGAGGUGCAGCUGGGACCGUUCAGACCAGAGAUGCUGCGGUGAGAGCCCUGAGGCACUUGGCCGAGCAGGACGCCUGUGCCAUGGGGCUUGGUGCAGGCUGGGGAGCUGCAGCUAGGACAGGGCUGGAACAGGCUCAGGCAUCCUGGGGCGGGGGGCCCAGCUGUGGGCAGGUCACACGGGGCUCUGGCCUGCCUAAAUGGGCUGUGCUGGUUGCAGGGGCCCUCAUGGGAGCUGGGGAUGUGAUUGCACAGCAGCUGGUGGAGCAGCGGGGGCUGCAUGGGCACCACUGCUCCCGCACCCUGAAAAUGAUGGGCAUUGGCUUCUGCUUUGUGGGGGGUUUUGCUCCGUGCUUCCUUGGCUGCUUCCUGGCUGUCACAGGGGCCACGAAUGGGCUGUCGCUGCAGGAGAACUGGUCCAAGAUCCAGCAGGACUACAUGGAUGCCCUGAUGACCAAUUACUGUAUCUGGCCACCCGUGCAAAUUGCCAACUUCUACUUCGUGCCUCUGCAGCACAGGCUGGCUGUUGUCCAGUGUGUUGCCAUCGUCUGGAACUGCUACCUGUCCUGGAAAGCGAAUCGGAUGUGAGGCACAAUCCGUGUCCCGUGCCUGUGCCCGGCCUGUGCGUUCCUGACCCCAGCACAACUCAGAGCCCUGGCCGUGGGCACGCGUGGCCGUGGGCAGGCUGGGACACACGGGGUCCUGCAGCAGCCAUCCCACGCCUUUCUCAGGGGAACACCGUCUGCUAUGGCCACAGCCCCCUGCCCCAGGGAGAAGAUGGUGCCAGGACAGCCUGGAUCUGCUCCAGCCGUGCUGUGCAGCGACUCUGCCCACGGUGCACUUCUCUCUCUGUGCUCAGCCAUUUCCAAGCCCUGCACAUGGGGUGCUCCUGUCCUGAGUGUCACUCUGACCUUCCCCACGGCACAUCCCGAGGGAAAAGAGGACUGGAAAUGGAGCAGGGCUGGCCCUGGGCUGGCUGUGCUGUGGGCACAGAACUGGGGUCACUGCAGGCUGAGGAUGCUCCCCCUGAAAACAGGGUUUGCUGUGGCUCUGCUGUGGACAGUCAAAGCAUCAAUAAACAGAGGUCUUCA
This is a messenger RNA of Taeniopygia guttata (zebra finch), 2680 nucleotides long. The record is from RefSeq and is a predicted model, not a curated record. Lineage: Eukaryota; Metazoa; Chordata; Aves; Passeriformes; Estrildidae.